AUUCAUUGCAACACAAAUAGUCACUUGUGUAUAUUAAAGAGAAAACAAAUAUGCAUAUCUUAAAUUCUUUUUUGAAAAAGUUGCAACACCUUUGUAGCACAUCACUUCAAAGAAUUGCAUGUCAAACCAAAUCAAUUUUUUUCUUAGCAGCAUGUUUUUGUCGCUUCAUCCUCCUAAGAGCAAACCCAUUAUGGGUUCAAAUUGUAUAUUUCACAUCUCUUUCAACUUUGGGUUUUGGAUUUCUCAAAGUUCUAAAACCUUUAGGUGAAACACCUAAAAAUUUAGAUUUGUUCUUCACAUCCAUUUCAGCCACCACAGUUUCAAGCAUGUCCACGGUUGAAAUGCAAAAUUUUUCUAACCCUCAAUUAAUCAUCAUUACCAUCUUAAUGUUCAUAGGUGGUGAAGUUUUUACAUCAAUGGUAGGACUUUUUUUCAUUAGGUCAAGGCUCAAAACUGAGCUAGAUAAAAUUGCUUCUUCUCAUGCACGUCUUGCUUCUAUAAACACUUUCAAUAUUGAACAAAUUCAUCUUGAAGUUGAAAUGGUCACAAAUGAGGUACACAAUAAAUCACAUGAAUCUUUGCACAAUAAAUCACAUCAAUCUUUGCACAAUAUGUCGCAUGAAUCUUUGAGUACAACAAAUGAAAAUUUGAGGUAUUUGUCUAUGAAAUAUUUGGGUUAUGUAGUUUUUGCUUACUUUUUAAUUAUUCACAUUAUAGGUGUAAUUGGGGUGUCUAUUUACCUUGCAAUUAUUCCUAGUGCUAAACAAAUACUUAAAAACAAGGGUCUAAAAAUGUUCACAUUUUCUGUUUUUACUAUAGUUUCAACAUUUGCAAGUUGUGGAUUUGUUCCAACAAAUGAAAACAUGGUUGUUUUUAGAAAGAAUUCAGGUCUUCUUCUUAUGCUUAUUCCACAAGUACUUCUUGGGAACACAUUGUACCCUCCAUGCUUGAGAUUUUGUAUAUGGGUAUUGGGAAAAUUUUACAAGAAGAAAGAGUGUAGGUAUCUUUUGAAACAUUCUGAGGAAGUUGGUUACAAACACUUGCUUAAGGGAAAACACUCUAUCUGUCUUGUGGCUACUGUUUUUGGGUUGAUUAUGGUUCAAGUUACACUAUUUUGUGCAAUGGAUUGGGAUUCAGAAGGUUUGAAGGGGUUGAAUUUUUAUCAAAAAAUGAUUGGUGUAUUGUUUCAAAUUGUGAAUUCAAGACAUACGGGAGAAACUGUUGUGGAUAUCUCAAAUCUAUCACAAGCUAUCUUGGUAUUGUUUGUGCUCAUGAUGUACCUUCCUCCUUACACCUCAUUCCUCCCAUUGAAAAGUGAUGGGAAAAACUCAGAAAGAAGUAAGAGGAUGAAAAAGAUAAGGGGAAAAGUUACAGAGAAUUUGAUAUUUUCUCAACUCUCCUAUUUAGUCAUAUUCAUCAUUCUAGUGUGCAUAACUGAGAGGAAAAAAUUGAAGGAAGAUCCUCUCAAUUUCAACGUUUUGAAUAUUGUUGUUGAAGUUGUAAGUGCGUAUGGAAACGUAGGAUUUACUAUGGGAUACAGUUGUGAACGACAAUUACAUCUAGAGAUAAAUUGUGAAAACAAAUGGAUUGGAUUUGUUGGGAAAUGGAGUGAUGAGGGUAAGAUCAUUCUCAUACUUAUUAUGUUGUUUGGAAGGCUUAAAAAAUUCAACAUGGAUGGAGGCAAGCCAUGGAAACUUCUCUGAUUCAUCAUCAAUUUCACAUAUCACUUGUGCCUUAAGAUAACCAAUGAAAAUUAAUUGUGUGGAAAGCUCAUUCCAAAUAUUCCAUGCAAUGUAAGCACUUCAAUUUCUAUAUAUGUAUAUUAUGCAGAUAAUUCUCUGCAAUUUUUUUA
Medicago truncatula (barrel medic) is the source of this 1852-nucleotide messenger RNA. Its product is annotated as probable cation transporter HKT6. Gene Ontology annotation, molecular function: monoatomic cation transmembrane transporter activity. Gene Ontology annotation, cellular component: plasma membrane. The coding region runs from base 51 to 1703 and encodes 550 amino acids. Lineage: Eukaryota; Viridiplantae; Streptophyta; Magnoliopsida; Fabales; Fabaceae. The record is from RefSeq and is a predicted model, not a curated record. The transcript has 3 exons. Gene Ontology annotation, biological process: transmembrane transport; monoatomic cation transport.